GGUUAUGCCUUAUGUUUCUCAUCAUACUCGACCAACUUUACAUCUAACAGUAACAUUUAAAACACAGAAAACCGGAACGCGUCGACUCUUUAUCUUUAUUCACCUGUAGCUUUAGCUUAAACACACAGGUGAGGGAGCUUCUUUGUUUGCUAGUUCGGUCGUUCACGCGCAUGCGUAACUCGCGCUCAUUGUUACACAGGUGAAGUCAGCCCACAGGAGGACACACUGCAGCUGCAGCAGGAUGAAAUGACAUCAGAGAGCACAUUCAACAUGGAGGAUUUCUUCCAAACGGUGGGGGAGGUGAAAAGCCUCAUUGAAAAAAUCUCCUGUCAAGCAGAAGAGGUGGAGAAGAGGCAUGGCGUCAUCCUCUCAACUCCAAACCAAGACAAGGGAAAAAAGGACGAGUUGGCGCUGCUGAACAAUGAGACCAAGAAGAAUGCCAAUUUGGUCCGGGCCAAGUUAAAAACAAUGCAGGAGAACUUGCCUGUGGAUGAGAACAGUGAAGGGGUCUCAGUAAUUCAGCGUAUUUAUAAGAACCAGCACUCACACCUGACUCGGUGCUUUGCUGAUGUCAUGAGGGGACACCAUAACGCACAGAUCUCCUUCAGAGAGAAAUGCAAAGCACAGAUUCAGAGACAUCUGGAGAUUGUGGAUAAAGUGACUACAGAUGAAGAGUUGGAGGAUAUGCUGCACAGUGACAAUCUUUUCAUCUUCAUUUCUGAUGUCAACUCUAAUGCUCGGAUUUCCAGCCAAGCUUUGAGUGAGAUUGAAUCCCGUCAUCAGGACAUCAUCUGCCUCGAGUCCAGCAUCAAAGAGCUGCACGAGAUAUUUUCAGACACUGCCAUGCUGUUGGAGAUUCAGGGGGAGUUGAUCAACAACAUUGAAAAAAACGUGACGAGCGCUGGAGAGUAUGUAGACGCGUCCAAAACUGAAACGUAUGAAGCAGUCAUGUACAAGAAAGACAGACACAAGAUUGGAUUGCUCCCAAACUUCUUCAAGUCUUUCAGGAGGAAAAAGGCUGCUAGAACUGCUAAAGAUCAAAACACCUCAGACUGAGCUCCUGAAACUGUUUGAACAUCCAAAAACCAUCAGAUCAACAUCAACGCCUGCUCGAUGGUACACACUUUUCAUCUUGAUGGUACGCUGCCUGUCUGCCCCCUCAAAGGAAAAUGAGGAAGCUGUUAUCUUAAAGUCAAAUAUUUUGCUAUCACAAGGAUCGGAAAUGAAACUGGUGCAGUGGACAAGCCUCGCAAGCUUUAUUUGUAUGUUACCUGUUGUAUAUAAUGAAGGCACAAGGCAGCAUACAAUCUAAAAAAAUAAGAAUGUAACUUGUCAAUAUGUGUUUACAGACUCCCAGUGCCGGGACUGUAAAGGUCUUCAGUUAUGUGGAACGCUCUAUACCCAUCUCAAUAAUACAAAAAUAUUUUAACUGUAGCUACAUUCUUUAAUUCACCACAGCCGGUGUUCCCCUUAGUCGCCAGUAGGUGGCAUAACAACAUUAGGUAGGGCUUUGGAUCAUUUACCUUCCCUUCUCUCUGCAGUCCUGCUCAACUCUUGUGUUUUUGUGUGAUUCUGUGUGUUUUACUAAUGCUAUUUAAUGUCAUGUUGUCUAAUACUCAGAAAAAUCUAUGUGAUGUCAUAGGAUAAACUAUGAGACCAAUAGUUAAAUAAACCUAUGUGGUAAAUGCUACUUUACAUAA
Messenger RNA from Trematomus bernacchii (emerald rockcod), 1700 nucleotides. RefSeq names its product syntaxin-2-like. Gene Ontology annotation, cellular component: endomembrane system; presynaptic active zone membrane; synaptic vesicle. NCBI's taxonomy places the organism in Eukaryota, Metazoa, Chordata, Actinopteri, Perciformes, Nototheniidae. The transcript is spliced from 9 exons. The coding region runs from base 247 to 1056 and encodes 269 amino acids. Gene Ontology annotation, biological process: synaptic vesicle fusion to presynaptic active zone membrane; exocytosis; intracellular protein transport. Gene Ontology annotation, molecular function: SNARE binding; SNAP receptor activity. The record is from RefSeq and is a predicted model, not a curated record.